AUGUCGGAGAUUUUGUGUGAAUGGCUGAACGAGGUGGUGAAGCUCUCCCGGAGCGUGGUUCCAGGAUCAUUAUCAGAAGAAUUUUCAACUGGCUAUCUCCUAGGAGAACUUCUGCACAAGUAUGAGCUUCAGGAUGACUUUAAUCAAUUUUCACAGAGCAGAGUUGCAAAUGCAAAACUUAACAAUUUUUCUCGUCUGGAGCCAACACUUCAACUCCUCGGUGUACAAUUUAAUGAAAAUGUAGCCCAAGACAUCAUGACAGGACAGCAUGGGGCGGCAACAAAGCUUUUAUAUCAAUUGUAUAUCGCUUUAGAAAAAAAGAAAAAGGCAAAGCUCACUGGAGGAGCCAUGGAAGCAAUGAGACCUUCAGGUCCUGCAAAACUCAAGUCUAUUGAAACUGUUUUAUAUCGAGAGCGUCUGAAAAAUUUAAUGCCUCGUCAAACUGAUUUGCAACUGCAGCAGGUUUCAGAGCAUUUUGAAAAGAAAUCUAAGGCAAUAGAAAACAAAAUAGCUCGUAUGCAUAUUGCAGAACAACAGAAAAUUCAAAAGCUUCAAGAGGAACAGAGAGCUCAAGACAUUGAAAAGCUUCGCAUGGAAAGGAGGAGACAAAAUGAAAUAAUGGCCAGGAUUCAAGCAGCCAUUAUACAGAUUCCAAAGCCGCCACCAACCCAUACCUUAAAAGCUAUUGAAGCCAAAAGAUUACUAAAGAAGAAAAAAGAAGCAGAGGACACAUACAAAGAAAUUAAAAAAUUUGAGAAGUCUAUGACGGAAAAUACCAUAUCAGCACUCAAGAUCCAAGUCACUGAUAGUGAUAUAGAAAAUCCAUUGCAAACACAGAAGCUGCGUACAACAACCCUAGAAACUACAGCACAGACUACUGAACUGUUAAAUAUUUAUUCAGAUGAUGAAUAUAUAAAGAAAAUUCAAAAGCGUAUGGAGGAAGAUACUUUUGCUAGAGAGCAACGAGAAAAGAGAUGGAGAAAAAUGUUAAUGGACCAGUUAAUAGCGCAUGAAGCACAAGAGGAGGCUUAUCGAGAGGAGCAACUUGUUUACAGAUUAAUGAGACAAUCYCAGCAGGAGCGGAGGAUUGCUGUUCAACUCAUGCAUGUUCGACAUGAAAAAGAGGUGUUACGACAAAACAGAAUUUUCAGAGAAAAACAAUAUGAAGAAAGACGACUGAAAGAGUUCCAGGAAGCUCUUGAUAGAGAAGCGGCUCUUGCGAAACAAGAAAAGAUUGAUUACGAGGAACAAAUUAUUAAAGAAAGAGAAYGUCAUGAGAAAAUUGCUGCUGAAAGAAUUCAGGCUCGUUAUAAGAAGCAUUAUUCUCUAUGUUGGGAAAUGAUCAAUCAAAUUAUUGAUUUGUCAACAAAAGUAGGGGAGUAUCGAAUGCUGACCAACAACAAAAUUCCAUUCAAACUGAUGUGUGACUGGAAAGAWUUUUUUUUAAAUGAGAAACCAAUAUAUGAUCAAGCUUCAAUUCAACCUAUGCCAGAAGAACCAAGCCCAGAACAACUUGUAGAGCUGGAUAAAAUGCAUCUGUUAGAUGAGAAAGAUUAUGGUGAAUACAAGAGCAUGACAGGGGAAUGGUGCCCACCUGAAGAGAACAGCGAAAUCAAACCUCCUCUUAAUAAUAACAUAUUGGGUCAUGUGCUUCAUAGACUGAUGGAGAUUUUCUAUCCUCCAAAACCCAAACCUUCACCACCUGUAUUUCCUCCAUUUCCUAUCAAGGGAUGUAUUCUGGGAAAAUUUCUUAGUGGAAAAACUACCUGUGUAAAGUUUCUUGAAAAAGUUUUCAAUAUUCAGGUACUAUCUGUUGAUACUCUUGUUCAAGAAGCCAUCCAAGCUUUUCUUAAAAAUGAAAUGAAAAGUCAAAACAGUUUUAUUUCACAGGAAGCACAGUGCUCUGAGAAAGAAAAUGGGGUCCAGAAGAACUUCUCUUUGGAAUCAUCACAGGAAGUUUUAGAGAGACUUGAAACAAUAUCUAUCAAUGAAACCAAAGAUAAUGAUCCUGUCAAAGCAGAUGAGUCUGGUCAAGAAAUUGUAUCAGGCAGUAGUCAGGAUGAGCAGUCCAAGCUAUCUGUACGUGCCCAACUUGGUGCUGCUUCACAGAAAUUUUUGAAGAAAGGAAAAAGUAUUCCUGAUGAAUUGCUAAUUGACAUCCUCUUGGAAGCCAUUAAAAAAACCCCACCAGAGAGGGGCUGGAUUGUGGAUGGAUUUCCAAUAACAGUAAAUCAGGCAAAGCUUCUUGAAAAAGCCUUUUCAGGGAUUGAUCCAGACAAAAGAGAUGACAAAGAUGACAACUCUGGGAAGCUCUUACUGGUUACGGAUCCCAGACACCCUAAAAAGCCAUUUGUUCCCUCACCCACAUUUGACUUCUGUAUAUUUUUGGAUAUAUCUGAUAUCACAGUACUGAAACGUAUGGCUAACUUGAAAUCAGAUAAAUCAAAGUCAUCGGAAAUCAAACAGGAGGACAUCAAUCAAGCUUCAGAUGUAAAAAUUCAAGAAGAGAAGAUGGACUUAGUCAGGGAACAGAUGCUACAUAGAAUUUCAGGAUUUCUAGAUACUUGGCCAGAAUUAGAGAAAUGGUUUUCAAUCCAUCAAAAUAUUCUAGUGAAAGUCAAUGCAGAAAUCGAAGAAAAUCUACUGUGUAAAACAAUAAAGGAAAUCCUCAUGGAAGAAAUUACCAAAAGAGAGAAUAGAAGUACUAAUUCUAAAGAAGGUACUAAUUCUGAAGAAAAACCAGCAGGAAGAAAGCUUUCACAACUUACAUCUGAAGAUAUUCCUCCUCCUAUUCCUGUGGUACCACCGCUCAUUAAACCAGGAUCAGAUGAGUGGGUGUAUGUAGAUGAACCACUCCCCAAGGAGAUACCUGAUUUUUUAGUACCUUACUGGGAAAUGGUAGAAAAUUCAUAUGUAAAUACCAUCAAAACUAUACUUAGAUGCUUAAGGGAUGAACAGCACUCUGCAAUUUAUUACUUAGCAGAUACUAGAAAACAUUUCCAGGAUUAUCUGAAACGUCCAGAUCUGAAGCAGACAUUUGUAGCUCAGUGGCAAUCAGAUUUUAAUUCACUUGCUGAUGACCUGUGGGAAGACGAGGAAACAAAAGCAGAACUACACCAAAGAGUUACUGACCUAAGAAAUCGUCUCUGGGAUAUCUGUGAUAACAGAAAGGAAGAAACUGAACAAGAACGUAGUGAUAUCAUGAAUGAUGGCUGGUUACCAGAUCAUAAGGGGAUUGCAAUGAACCAUUUUUUUUCUCUUAUGCAGGUUGAAGUGGAUCGUUUCCAGGAUACAAAGAGACUUCUUCAUGAUUAUUAUAGGGCAAUGGAAGGAAAAAUCCCAACAGAAGACAGACGAGAUUUUACUAGAAUUCCAUUGUUAGAUAUUACUGAUUUAGAGCAGAAAGAAGAUCAAGUCAAAUCAAGAAGGAUUCCUCUAGUUUCUCGUAAACCGCCUUCACCAGAUAUAAGUACUACCAAGCCAAAAAGCAAGGGAACUCCACUGAAGAGUGCUAAGGAUGAGGUCUCUUCUGAAAACAUUUUGGCCACUUCUGGGAAAGAUGAAAAACUCAUUACUGAUACAUGGCAAACAGCAGUAACAACAGUAGCAAGCAUGGUAUCAGCUGAAAUACAGGCUAAAGAAAUGGAGGAAGAAAAAGAACGUCAGCAACUAGAGCUGAAAGAAAGAGAACGUCUACAGUCUUCUCAGACAACAGCAGGCAAAACUGCUGGAAAAGAUGCCAAAGAUACCAAAAAGUUUUCUCCCAAAUCAGGUUCUAAAAAGAAAGGAGCACCUCCUCCUGUACCGGUGGUUGAAGUGACUGCUCCUCCUCUAACUGCAGAAGAAUUAAAGAAACAAGAAUUGAGACUUAAAAUAAAGCAGGAAUAUUUUAGUGCUCUUGAACAUGAAGAGGGAGCCACAAAGUCUCGACUAGAACUUAUAAAACAGAAAGCUUUAGCAUUUGUUGAAGAACUAACCAGGAAAGUAGAAGAAAUGUACAAAGAUAUGGAAACAUGGCUUGGAGCCAGAUUCCUGGCAGAAAUGUCUAGUGUUGAAAAGCUGAUUGAGGUUGCGCGGCAUCAUAUUGAAAGUUCUAGCAAAAUCCAAUAUGAAAUGAUUUUAGAGGAGACAGAUUUCUUCAUGAACCAUGAUAUAAAAGUAUUUCCUGAUCCGGUUCCUCCACCAAGACUUCCACCUGUAGAAAUUUCUGAAAAUGGUACUCUAACUAUUUCACAACUUACUACACUUCAUAAACAGUUUCUACAGAUAGCACCUAAAGCUGUAAGAGCACUGAAGCAAUUUAAAAGCAAGAGUAAUUCUUCUAGCAAGAAAGAAGUUGGUGACCAAGGGAAAGUCAAGAAGGAUAUGGAACAUCAGAGAACAAAGAGGAAUCUUCAGUUUUCAAAAAUAUGGCUAACAAAAUACUCCUGGUUAAAAUAUGAUGAUGAAAGGGGGAUAAUGUUCUGUGCAUUGUGUCGUAAACAUAAUGUGGAUUUGGGGGAAAACAUACAUAAUUUUUAUUCUGGCACUGAUGACUUCAAGCUUGAAUUUAUAAAUAUACACCAGAGCAGUGAAGCUCAUGCCUGGGCUACCUGCAUGGAAGCUGCCAGCACUGCUUCACCUGAUGUAGCUUCUGCUGAGCAAAUGUUGAAGAGUAUGAAUGCCAUAACAUUAGGAAGAGUAGAAAAUAUUUUUAGGACAUGCCAUGCUAUCGCUAAAUCUGGACGUCCCUUUACAGAUCUUGACUGGAUGUGCAAACUAGAUGACAUGAAGGGAGUGGAUAUCGGUUCUGUAUUUAGAAAUGACAAGUCAGCAAGGAUGUUUAUACAUUUUAUUGCUGAAGUAGAAAGAAGGGCUUUAAAAGAGAAAUUGGAGAAAUGUAGAUUCUUCUCUCUUAUUAGCGAUGGAGUCACAGACAGUAUAUUCAAAGCAGCUACUGUUGUUUAUGUACGUUUUGCAAAUGAAGGAAAAAUUCAUUGCCAGAUUGUUGGGGUUCAACCUGUUCAUAAAACUGAUGCUUCAAGCAUGAAAAAUGCUAUUGAGGAGACAUUACAAAUAAAUCUUCAGCUUAAUCUGGCGAGCCAAGACUGGUCAAGAAAACUUGUUGGAUUUGGAAGUGAUGGGACAGAUGUCAUGGUAGGAGAAAAGAAUGGUGUAGCUAAACUUCUGAGAAAAAUUCAGCCUUGUGUGCAGUCUGUACAUUGUUUUGCUCACCGACUUCAGCUGGCUUAUAAAGGAGCAUUGAAAAACGUUCAAUUGUAUAACAUCUUAAGCAGUGUCUUGAAAAAUAUGUAUCAUUUUUAUCAUAACUCACCUCUAAAUAAGAACAAUCUCAAAGCCACAUAUGAAGCCAUUAAUUUACGUCCAGCUAUUCCUUCUCGCAUUGGAGGCUCCCAAUGGCUCACUCGUCUGCAAACAGCACUCCAAAUUCUCCUUAAAGGUUAUCCUGCAAUUGUUCUACACCUAAGUAAGAUUGAAAGAGAUCCAAGAGCCUCAAAUCAGCAAAAAGUCAAAGGCCUUUUACAGGUCCUUCUGAAAAUGGAGAUAGUCAAAUUCUCUCACUUUCUGUUGGAUGUCAUUAAUGUCCUCAACAUCCUGUUACGAGUUACUCUGGAUCACACCUCCUCCAUUGCAGAUAUAUUUGCAACUGUGCAGUCAACCCUGGAAACACUUUGCAUGUAUAAAACAAGAGCUGGUCCAAAGGAACGCUUGAUGGAGACUAUUCCACACUUUCAUGGUUAUCAGCUUACUGGAAAUGGAAAUAUUUUAUCAGUACGAACUAAAGUCCUAAAUAAUUUGAUGAAAAAGUUGCGUGACUGUUUUUGUGAUGCAAGUCAAGAAGUUUUGAGAGCAACUACUAUUGGAAGUUUUAAACAAUGGCCUGACAAAAUUGAACAAGAAUUUGGUGAAAAGGAAGUGUCUAUCUUGACUAAACAUUAUGAAGUCAUACUAGAAGCUGCCUCUGUGAAAAUUGAUGAAGUUGAAACUGAGUGGAGCAUGUUGAAAUUAGAGCUAUAUAACAGAUUUCRGAACAUCCAGUCCUUGACAUGGGAUUCAGUGAAUUCAGAUUAUUCAAUGAAGUAUCCCAACAUCCUGAGAUUGGUAGAUUUGAUCCUAACACUACCUGCAAGUUCAGCUGAAACAGAGCGAGGCUUCAGUCAAAUGAAACUUAUCAUGAUGCAUCUGCAAUCUAAACUCAUGUCUGAAAGUGUGACAGAUCUUAUGAUAAUUCAGAUGAACUCUCCGGAUAUCAAAAGAUUUGAUCCCAAGAAAGCUAUUCACCUGUGGAAUACUACCUGGCAGAGAAAGAGAAGACUACAGGCAGAUGAUAAGAUAAUACAUGGAAAAUCAGAUUGCUCCUCUGAAUAUGAUUUGGAGAGUCACUAUGGAUUUGAUUAGAUGAAAAUUCUUAGUUUUUACUUCACAAUCAUUCCUGUAACAUAUAUGAAUUUUUUAAAAGGAUGUCUUGCAAGAUUAGCAGGAGUAAAAAGACGUCUUUUUGUGUGUCUGCAUAUUCACUGCUGAAUCAUUACCUGUUUACAUUUGCUCUUAUACGCCCAAUUUCUCCAAAAGACACAAAUCAGAAGACAAUGCACAAAAAUAAUGGAGUACAGUGUGACCUUGCUGGCACUUGGACAGAUAGAUGACUCAUAACUUCUGAUUGUUUUUUYGCUCUUCUCUGAGUCAUAAUACAUUAUAUCCACUGGAGCUAACUGUUUUCUUAGUGUCAAUCUUUCACUGAUCUUGAAAACCCAGGUUUUAUUUUGGAAAAAUGGGUAGAAGAUUAGCCCAUUAUUUCUGUCAAAUGACUCUUUGACCUCUGCAGCCUUUGAGUUUUCGGUCAUGGCUUCUCUCCUUAUUUGUAUGUCUUGCUACUUUUUAUUCUAUUGUGGGCAAGGUUUAACAUG
Molecule: messenger RNA, 6908 nt
Organism: Nothoprocta perdicaria
Lineage: Eukaryota; Metazoa; Chordata; Aves; Tinamiformes; Tinamidae
Gene: SPEF2
Product: sperm flagellar 2
Exons: 33
Coding region: 1-6399 (2132 amino acids)
Biological process (GO): sperm axoneme assembly
Cellular component (GO): sperm midpiece; manchette
Molecular function (GO): protein dimerization activity
Source: RefSeq, a predicted model, not a curated record